Molecule: messenger RNA, 1335 nt
Organism: Oncorhynchus gorbuscha (pink salmon)
Lineage: Eukaryota; Metazoa; Chordata; Actinopteri; Salmoniformes; Salmonidae
Product: low-density lipoprotein receptor-related protein 3-like
Exons: 7
Cellular component (GO): plasma membrane
Molecular function (GO): protein binding
Source: RefSeq, a predicted model, not a curated record
UUAGCAUCAUGCAGUGGCAAGGUUGAUCUUCAUACAGAGAGAAGAGGUGUAAUCUACAGCCCCUCCUGGCCCCUCAACUACCCCCCCGGGAUGAACUGUUCCUGGAACAUAGAGGGGGACAGGGGAGAGGUUAUCACCAUCAGCUUCCCUAACUUUGACCUGGAGGAGUCCGGUCAGUGUCAGGGGGACUGGCUGCUCCUAGGACCCACCUGGAGAGAGGAGUACCGGGUGUGUGGCUCCCUCCUCCCACCUCCCUUCAUCUCCUCCAGGGGAAGAGUCUGGCUCUACUUCCACUCACAGGCCAACAGCUCAGGACUGGCUCAGGGGUUCAAACUGUCUUAUAUUAGAGGUCCCCUGGGCCAGUCCAGCUGUCAGAGGGAUGAGUUCCUGUGUGGUAACGGUAAAUGUCUUCCCCGGACGUGGCGCUGUAACGGCCUGGAUGAGUGCGGCGACGCUACCGACGAACGGAGCUGUGCCCCCCCUCCGACCCCUCCCCGCACCUCCCUCUGCCCACCCGGCACCGCCCCCUGUACCCAGGCCCAGUCCACUCGCUGCCUGCCCCCUUCGCUGCGCUGCAACGGAGCCCGGGACUGCCCCGAUGGCUCGGACGAGGCAGGGUGCCCCGACACGGCCUGCGGGAAACGCCUGGGGAACUUCUACGGAACAUUCGCCUCCCCGGACUUCUUCCGUCCCAACCGCAGCGCUGUGGGGGAGCUGAGGUGCUCCUGGCUACUGGACACUCAGGACCCUAAGCCCAUCGUGUUGCAGCUGGACCUGGGGUUAGGGCCAGGGGACUCCCUCCAUGUCUAUGAUGGGCUGGUCCAGAGAGCAGAGCGCCUCCUGCAAGCCCUGUCGCAUCAUAACAACAGGAGACCAGCCCUGUUAGAAUCCAGUAGAGGACAGAUGAGUCUGCAGUACCUGGCCCAACCACUCAGCCCUGGGCAUGGGUUCAACGCUACAUACCAGGUGAAAGGUUACUGUUUCCCUGGGGAACACCCGUGCGGAUUGUACCAGGGCUGUUACUCUGAACGGCAGCGCUGUGACGGGUACUGGCACUGCCCUACGGGGCGCGACGAGGAGGAGUGUCCAGUUUGCCAGGAGGGGGAGUACCCCUGUGAGGGGGGCAGUGGGGCCUGCUACCCUGCCUCUGAAAGAUGCAACAACCAGAAGAAGUGUCCAGACGGUUCUGAUGAGAAGAACUGUUAUGACUGCCAGCCGGGGAACUUCCACUGUGACACCAACCUGUGUAUCUUCGAGACGUGGCACUGUGAUGGCCAGGAGGACUGUCUGGAUGGUAGUGACGAGAGAGACUGUUUGGGAGCUGUACCCAGGAAG